Molecule: messenger RNA, 2499 nt
Organism: Podarcis muralis (Common wall lizard)
Lineage: Eukaryota; Metazoa; Chordata; Lepidosauria; Squamata; Lacertidae
Source: RefSeq, a predicted model, not a curated record
AAAGGCUCACAAGAGGCUUUGUUUCCUGUGCUGUUCGCAAUGGUUUUUUCACAUUCAUUUCAUUUUGGGUUGGAAUUAUGCCACAAUGCAACCAGCAAGAAGAUUUCUAUGCGUCAAGGCAUUUGUGUUUUGCUUACUCUCUUUUUCUGGAGCCUUGCGGAUGGAGGAAAGGUGUUGGUAAUACCCCAUGAUGGCAGUCACUGGCUCAGUAUCCAUCCAGUUAUGGAACAUCUUCAGCAGAGAGGACACCAAGUAGUUGUCGUUGCUCCUGAGACGAACUUAUGGAUAAAGUCAUCUGUACAUUAUACAUUGAAAACAUUUGCCGUGCCCUACUCAAAGGAAUACUUGAAGGCAGAAUUCCAAAAGCUUGGUCACAGGAUUUUUGCACGUCAGCCUUUCCUGGAAAGAAUGACUGGGACAUUUUCAAGAAUAAGAAAUAUUACAAUGCUUCUGUAUAAUAAUUGCAAGCAGCUUUUAUACAAAGAGCUGAUUUCUUACCUUAAAGAAACCAAAUUCAACAUUGUAGUUAUGGAUCCAGUGUUUCCAUGUGGGCAGAUCUUGGCUGAGUAUUUAUCCCUUCCUUCUAUUUACUACUUGCGGGGAAUUCCAUGUGGUUUAGACUUUGCGGCAACACAGUGUCCAAACCCACAUUCUUAUGUCCCAAAAUUUUUCUCAGGCAAUACAGAUCACAUGAACUUUAAACAGAGAGUGAAGAAUUUUUUAAUCGGCUCAUUGGAAUUCAUGAUAUGCUAUUUUCUUUAUUCACCCUAUGGAACACUGAACAAGGAAUUCCUGCACCACGAUAUGACAGUAGCAGACCUUUAUAGUCAAGCAUCAAUUUGGCUUCUGCGCUAUGACUUUGUUUUUGAAUAUCCCAGGCCUAUCAUGCCCAACAUGGUCUUCAUUGGGGGUAUAAACUGUGCAAAGGAAAAUCCACUAACUCAGGAAUUUGAAGCCAUGGUAAACAGUUCUGGCGAACAUGGCAUUGUGGUGUUUUCCUUGGGUUCAAUGGUUUCUGAAAUUCCAAUGAAAAAAGCUAUGGAAAUUGCUGAAGCAUUUGGAACAAUACCUCAGACGGUGCUGUGGAGAUAUACAGGAGAAACACCCCCCAAUCUUGCAAAGAACACAAAGCUUGUGAAGUGGCUACCACAAAAUGAUCUGCUUGCUCAUCCAAAAGCCAGAGCCUUUAUCACUCAUGCUGGCUCCCAUGGGGUCUAUGAGGGAAUCUGCAAUGCAGUACCAAUGGUGCUGAUGCCGCUUUUUGGAGAUCAGAUGGACAAUGCAAAGCGGAUGGAAUCGCGAGGAGCAGGAGUGACUCUGAAUGUAGUUGACAUGACUUCCAAGGAUUUAUCUGAUGCACUGAAGGCGGUUAUUUAUGAUAAAAAGUAUAAAGAGAACAUCCAGCGUCUCUCAGCUCUCCACCUGGACAGGCCCAUUGAACCUCUUGACCUUGCGGUGCAUUGGGUGGAGUUUGUGAUGAAGCACAAGGGGGCUCCCCACUUGAGGCCGGCAGCACAUGACCUCAACUGGAUCCAGUAUCACUCUCUUGACGUCAUUGCCUUCCUCCUGGCUGUUGUACUCCUUGCCCUAUUUAUCUCACUGAAGUGCUGCCUGUUUUGCUGCAGAAAGUGUUGCUGUAAAAGUGGAAGGAUGAGCAAGAAAAGCAAAUCAAAAUCACACUGAAAUGGGGUGGGGCAUGUAAGAUGAAGAGGAACAGAAGAAAUUGGGUCCUGCUCUUGGGGUUCAGAAGGCAGAGGUAGCCAACAUGAUGUCCUCCAGAGGUUUUGGAUUACAACUCCCAUCAGACCUAGCUAACAUGGUCAGAGAUGACAGGAGCUGUGGUACAAAAUAUCUGGCAGGCACUAUGUUGUCUAGCCCUGUCUCAAAGCAUCUUUCCUCAGUCUCAUUCCCAAUUUGCAGGAGCUCUUAAAAACACAUACAUGAUGAUUUGCAAGGUCACUUCCAUGCCUAUAUAUGAAUUCAAACUAUUUUAGUCAAUGAACAAGCAAUCUGAUAGCCAAGGGACCUGUGAACUUCCAUACAGAUCCCACAGUUCUGUAGUCAAUUGAUCUGUUGGGGAAUCAAUUGCUUGCAUAACUUAUCUUGAACUGAUGGGUCGAGGCCCACAAAUGGGGUCAGUGGUGCCACCAGGGAGGUUUACUUUAACAGGAAGAGAGAGAUGGAAAACACAAUGUUCAGAUAGCAGAGAAAGAAAGCUGGGCUACCUUUAACAAUGGAGUGAGAGAGUGGACUCUGACAAGUGGAGCGUAUUGCACAGGGUUGAUAAAAGCUGCUUAUGGGAAUGCCGCCUUCCAUAGGAACCCCCUGCCCCCUCAUCCUGGAAAGAGAAGAACAAGGUAUGGCCUUAUAAUGCCAAUAAAUAUAAGGAGAAGGAGGACAGGUAUAUGCAAUAUAUUUAAGGUGGAACCUGCUUUGCUGGGGGACCUGAGAAAGUUGGCUAUUAAUGGUAUACAUGAGCCAUUCCCAUGUUAGUUGAGU